Messenger RNA from Arvicola amphibius (Eurasian water vole), 1183 nucleotides. RefSeq names its product homeobox B7 (gene Hoxb7). Lineage: Eukaryota; Metazoa; Chordata; Mammalia; Rodentia; Cricetidae. Bases 62 to 715 code for a protein of 217 amino acids. The record is from RefSeq and is a predicted model, not a curated record. Gene Ontology annotation, biological process: regulation of transcription by RNA polymerase II. Gene Ontology annotation, molecular function: RNA polymerase II transcription regulatory region sequence-specific DNA binding; DNA-binding transcription factor activity, RNA polymerase II-specific. Gene Ontology annotation, cellular component: nucleus. The transcript has 2 exons.
UCAAGGAAUCUCGUAAAACCGACACUAAAACGUCCCUGACUACAAAUCAUCCGGCCAAAUUAUGAGUUCAUUGUAUUAUGCGAAUGCUUUAUUUUCUAAAUAUCCAGCCGCAAGUUCGGUUUUCGCUCCAGGAGCCUUUCCCGAACAAACUUCUUGCGCCUUUGCUUCCAACCCCCAGCGCCCGGGCUAUGGAGCAGGUCCCGGCGCCCCGUUCUCCGCCUCGGUGCAGGGCCUGUACCCCGGCGGGGGGGGCAUGGCGGGCCAGAGCGCGGCCGGCGUCUACGCGGCCGGCUACGGGCUCGAACCGAGUUCCUUCAACAUGCACUGCGCGCCCUUUGAGCAGAACCUCUCCGGGGUGUGUCCGGGCGACCCCGCCAAGGCGGCUGGCGCCAAGGAGCAGAGGGACUCGGACUUGGCGGCCGAGAGUAACUUCCGGAUCUACCCCUGGAUGCGAAGCUCAGGAACUGACCGAAAGCGGGGCCGCCAGACCUACACGCGCUACCAGACCUUGGAGCUGGAGAAGGAAUUCCACUAUAAUCGCUACCUGACCCGGCGCCGUCGCAUUGAGAUUGCGCACGCGCUCUGCCUCACCGAAAGACAGAUCAAGAUCUGGUUUCAGAACCGACGUAUGAAAUGGAAAAAGGAGAACAAAACCUCAGGCCCUGGCGUCACUGGCCAGGAUAAGGCCGAAGCAGAGGAGGAGGAAGAAGAGUGAGGGCCCGGGAAAGCAAAGAGAAGAAUCCAGCUCUGGAAACUGAAGCAUGAAAUGCAAAUAAGGGGAAAAAUCUAUUUAAAUGAAGCAGUUUAAAAAAUAAUGAGAAGGGUGAAAUUUGGGCUUCUCAACACUGUAAAAAAAAUACUACCUAUGGGAAAGUGUGUUGUCUGUUUUGUACAUACUACCUUUGUGUGGGAAGGACAUACUACCUGCUCCGUGGCUUUCUGGAAUGUGCCUCCCCUUUUCUAUGUUGCUAGUAAGGUCUUUGUAAAAUCUUGCUGUUUUGUAAGCCCUCUUUGACACUGUCUUUGUGGACUGUGGUUCCUUGCCUACCCUGUACUUCCUGGUAGCAGCACUCAAAGGGCCUUAGGGAGCCUCGAGGACCCACUAGCUUCUGCCUCCGGUGCACUUCGCUGCUGAUCCUGGCUCCUACCCCUUCCCAUGAGCUUCUUUCUGUAUAUCUGAAGG